AUGAUUGUGGACUUCAGGAAGAGCACUGUCCCCCCGCCCCCACCCUCCGUGAUGGACUCCCCCAUCACCUCUGUGGAGUCCUUCCGUUUCCUGGGCACCACCAUCACCCAGGACCUCAAGUGGGAGCCGACCAUCAGCUCCCUCAUCAAGAAGGCCCAGCAGAGGAUGUACUUCCUGCGGCAGCUCAGGAAAGCCAAGCUGCCUGCACAGAUGUUGGUGCAGUUCUACACGGCCAUCAUCGAGUCCAUCCUCACCUCCUCCAUCACCGUGUGGUUCGCUGGAGCCACAGGUGUCCACGCCGACGCCUGCUCGGACUACAACGAGUGUCCUGGACCCAUCACAGCGCUGGAGUUGUGGUCAGGAGCUUUCAUCGCCAUCGCUUACUUCCGUGUUUGUGCCUGCUCUUCCAGCAUGGACCAGCUGGAGUCCACGUGA
Messenger RNA from Knipowitschia caucasica, 435 nucleotides. Lineage: Eukaryota; Metazoa; Chordata; Actinopteri; Gobiiformes; Gobiidae. The record is from the annotation of a GenBank genome assembly.